AUGAUGUCUGUAUAUGAUGACCAACCAAAUGCACAUCAGAGGUUUAUGGAAAAACUAGAUGCCUGCAUACGUAACCAUGACAGGGAGAUAGAAAAGAUGUGUAAUUUUCACCAUCAGGGCUUUGUGGAUGCUAUUACAGAACUUCUUAAAGUUAGGGCUGAUGCAGAAAAAUUAAAGGUCCAAGUUACUGAUACCAACCGAAGGCUUCAAGAUGCUGGGAAAGAGGUCAUAGCUCAAACAGAGGAAAUCAUCCGAUGUAGAGUUCAGCAACGGAAUAUUACAACAGUUGUGGAAAAACUACAGUUGUGUCUUCCAGUGCUGGAAAUGUACAGCAAACUAAAAGAACAGAUGAAUGUAAAAAGAUAUUAUUCUGCUUUAAAAACAAUGGAACAGCUAGAAAAUCUGUAUCUUCCCAGAGUUAGCCAAUACCGUUUUUGCCAGAUAAUGAUAGAAAAUCUCCCAAAGCUGCGUGAAGAAAUAAAAGAAAUAUCCAUGUCAGAUCUCAAGGAUUUCUUGGAGAGUAUUCGAAAGCAUUCUGACAGAAUUGGGGAAACUGCCAUGAAGCAGGCACAGCAGCAGAAAACCUUUACUACUCUUCAGAAGCAAACCAAUGUAAACUAUGGUCGGAAUAUGCAUUUAGGUAGAAGCAGAAUUUUGGAAUCCAAGAAUGAAAUUACAUUGAAGCGAACGUUUGAAGAUGAUGAUGAACAUGAAGAGGAGGUUUUAACUGCUCAAGAUCUUGUAGACUUUUCUCCAGUCUACAGGUGUUUGCACAUCUACUCAGUUUUG
This is a messenger RNA of Phaethon lepturus (White-tailed tropicbird), 789 nucleotides long. Its product is annotated as exocyst complex component 6-like. The annotation marks the transcript as partial. Gene Ontology annotation, cellular component: exocyst; membrane. Lineage: Eukaryota; Metazoa; Chordata; Aves; Phaethontiformes; Phaethontidae. The record is from RefSeq and is a predicted model, not a curated record. The transcript has 8 exons. Gene Ontology annotation, biological process: exocytosis; intracellular protein transport; Golgi to plasma membrane transport.